Messenger RNA from Capsella rubella, 572 nucleotides. Its product is annotated as acetyltransferase At1g77540. The record is from RefSeq and is a predicted model, not a curated record. The transcript is spliced from 2 exons. Lineage: Eukaryota; Viridiplantae; Streptophyta; Magnoliopsida; Brassicales; Brassicaceae. Bases 116 to 448 code for a protein of 110 amino acids.
GCAGAUAACUGCGGUUUUAAAUUCAGUAAACCGGUUUUCUCCGGUUUAGUAACGAGUUUAGAUAAUAAUGGAAGAGAGGAGACGAGGAAACUGAGUUAUAGAGAGAUCAGAUAAAAUGGCGACGGGGACGGCGAAGGAGAAACCGAAGAUCGUGUGGAACGAAGGGAGACACAGAUUCGAGACGGAGGAUCACGAAGCUUUCAUAGAAUACAAGAUUGAGAACGACGGUAAAGUCAUGGAUCUGGUUCGAACCUUUGUACCACCGUCAAAAGCAGGAUUAGGUUUGGCUUCGUAUCUCUGCGUCGCCGCUUUCGAACACGCCUCCGAACACUCUUUCUCCAUCGUCCCCACUUGCUCCUACGUUUCUGAUACGUUUCUUCCUCGAAACCCAUCGUGGCAGCAUCUGGUUCACUCAGAGGAUGACAAGACCAUCAAGUCUAGCAUCUGAUCAAGUCCUGCUUCUUUUACUUUAAAGCCUUUGGUGUGUGUAUGAUAAUAAAGCAACUCUAAAACACUUCAGCUUACAAUAUUAAGGCUUGUUUCAUGUCUCUGUAUCGUCUUUUUUUUCACAA